This is a messenger RNA of Solanum verrucosum, 1578 nucleotides long. RefSeq names its product AP2-like ethylene-responsive transcription factor At2g41710. Gene Ontology annotation, biological process: regulation of DNA-templated transcription. NCBI's taxonomy places the organism in Eukaryota, Viridiplantae, Streptophyta, Magnoliopsida, Solanales, Solanaceae. The record is from RefSeq and is a predicted model, not a curated record. The transcript is spliced from 11 exons. Gene Ontology annotation, molecular function: DNA-binding transcription factor activity; DNA binding. The coding region runs from base 81 to 1358 and encodes 425 amino acids.
AAUCAAAUGCUACUCUGAUUCUCUGUUUACUAGAAUUUCAGCUUCAUUAAAAUUCUUUCUGCUCCAGGACUGUGUUGCUUAUGGCUUCCCCUUCCUCUGAACCUACUGCCAAGACUGAGGGUAGCAGUGGCAAUGAUGCUGGUGGUGGAGAAACAUCAGAAGCUAUGGGGCAUAUAGGGACUGAUCAACUGUUAUUAUAUAGAGGACUGAAGAAAGCAAAAAAAGAAAGGGGUUAUACAGCCAAGGAGCGCAUAAGCAAAAUGCCCCCAUGUACUGCAGGGAAGCGCAGCUCCAUCUAUCGCGGUGUCACUAGGCAUAGAUGGACUGGUCGUUAUGAAGCUCAUCUUUGGGAUAAAAGUACCUGGAAUCAAAACCAAAAUAAGAAAGGAAAGCAAGUUUAUUUAGGAGCAUAUGAUGAUGAGGAGGCUGCAGCAAGAGCAUAUGAUCUUGCCGCUUUGAAAUAUUGGGGUCCUGGAACUCUCAUUAAUUUCCCAGUGACAGAUUACACAAGGGACCUCGAAGAGAUGCAAAAUGUCUCAAGAGAGGAUUAUCUUGCAUCAUUAAGAAGAAAGAGUGGUGGUUUCUCCAGAGGGAUAUCUAAAUAUCGUCCGCUAUCCAGUCGAUGGGAUCUGCAAUUCGGUCGUGUGCCUGGAGCUGAUUACUUUAACAGCCUGCACUAUGGUGAUAAUGCCACAGUUGACAAUGAGUACAUCGGUGGUUUCUGCAUGGAUAGAAAGAUUGACUUGUCAAGUUACAUCAAGUGGUGGGGAGGUAAUAAAGCUCGUCAAACAGAUUCCCAUCUGAAAAUGUCGGAGGAAACAAAGGUUGGUUGUCCUGAAGAUAUUGAUAAUGAGCUUAGGGCUUCAGAAUUAUCAAUUCAGCAGACUGAACCAUAUGAGAUGCCCCGUUUGGGUGUGUACCAAGAAAAAAAGAAUCAUAAAAGCUCAACAUUGUCUGCUAUGAGCAUUUUGUCACAGUCUGCAGCGUACAAGAGUUUAGUAGAGAAGGUUGCUAAAAAGAAAGAAAAAGUUGAGAAUGAUGAGAACGAAAACAAAAGCACUAUCAACAGAGUCGACCGUGGGAAGAUGAUAGAGAAAUCAAGUCCUGAUAGUGGAAGUGAGAGGCUUGGAGCUGCAUUUCUCAAUGCUGGGGGAUUAUCUAUUAACAGAAACUUGCACCCACUUACUCCACUCCUGUCAACACCACUUCUCACUAACUACAACAUCAUAGAUCCCUUAGCAGACCCUGUUCUUUGGACAUCUCUUGUUCCUAAUUUUCAUACAGGUUCUUCACGGACUGCCGAGGUCCACAAGAGCGAAGCGAGUUCAGAUUAUACUUUAUUUCAACAAGAAGAUUAACCUCCACCUCUACAAGUGAGAUACAAACUUUCCUGUACAUGUAAGUUUGCAGUCUUGUGAAGCAUAGGCAUACACACUUAAUCUUUUGACAGGGUUUUUACUUUUGGUCCAUUAUGAACUUUAUAGGACCUAAAUGUUGUUCCAGUACUUGUAAAAUAAGUCCCUAGUUUAUUUAUCCUUUCCAAGUCGCUGCAAUGUUGCUCUAGCAAUUCCAUUUGUC